AUGGGAAGCCUGCAGCAGCAGCAGGAGCAGCUUGGAGGUAGCAGACGGAUAGCAGCCGUGGACGCUUCUCCUCCGCCGCCUGUCCAAAAUGCGGACUCAAAGCAACAGAAACAACCUGCGGGUUGGAGGAAGCUUUUGGCAUUUAUAGGUCCUGGUUUCCUGGUUUCCUUGGCUUACCUUGAUCCUGGAAACUUGGAAACUGAUCUCCAAGCUGGAGCUAACCACAGAUAUGAGCUGCUGUGGGUGAUUCUCAUUGGGCUCAUCUUCGCCCUCAUCAUUCAGUCCUUGGCUGCAAAUCUUGGCGUGAGCACAGGUAAACACCUUUCGGAAUUGUGUAAAGCGGAGUAUCCAUGGUUUGUCAAGUACUGCUUAUGGCUAUUGGCCGAGCUUGCCGUUAUAGCCGCAGAUAUCCCUGAAGUGAUUGGCACCGCCUUUGCUCUCAACAUACUCUUCCAUAUCCCCGUGUGGGCUGGAGUUCUAUUGACUGGUUUGAGCACUCUCUUGCUUCUGGGUCUCCAAAGAUUCGGGAUAAGGAAGCUGGAAUUGCUGAUAUCAACGCUAGUGUUUAUUAUGGCGGGAUGUUUCUUCGGAGAAAUGAGCUACGUAAAGCCACCAGCUUCUGGGGUUCUCAAAGGCAUGUUUGUGCCGAAACUAAGUGGUCAGGGAGCCACCGGCGACGCCGUUGCCCUUUUCGGUGCUCUUGUCAUGCCGCACAACCUUUUUCUCCACUCUGCUCUCGUCCUCUCUAGAAAAAUCCCCAAUACCGUGCGUGGCAUCAAUGACGCUUGUAGAUAUUUCCUAAUAGAAAGUGGGAUUGCACUCUUCAUAGCGUUUCUAAUCAAUGUGGCAGUAAUCUCUGUCUCUGGCACUGUUUGUGCUUCCCCCAACCUUUCUCACGAAAAUGCAGAUCAUUGCAGCGAUCUCACUCUUAACUCUGCUUCUUUCCUUCUCAAGAAUGUUCUGGGACGGUCCAGCUCGACCAUUUAUGCCAUCGCACUGCUAGCCUCGGGCCAAAGCUCUGCUAUCACUGGCACAUAUGCAGGGCAAUUCAUUAUGCAGGGUUUCUUGGACUUGAGGAUGAAAAAAUGGAUUAGGAACCUGGUGACUCGGACUAUUGCCAUAGCUCCUAGUCUUAUUGUCUCCCUUAUUGGUGGAUCAUCUGGGGCUGGACGGCUCAUCGUCAUCGCCUCGAUGAUACUUUCAUUUGAGCUUCCAUUCGCUCUGAUCCCACUGCUCAAGUUUAGCAGCAGCAGCACCAAGAUGGGUCCUCACAAGAAUUCUAUAAUCAUCAUCAUCAUAUCAUGGAUUCUGGGGGCAGGGAUAAUCGGAAUCAAUGUGUAUUACCUAAGUACAGGGUUCGUGGGUUGGCUAAUUCACAGCCUACCAAAGGUGGCGAAUGUGUUCAUUGGGAUCAUAGUUUUCCCCUUGAUGGCAAUUUACAUUGCAGCGGUGAUAUAUUUGACCCUAAGAAAAGACACUGUGAAGACAUAUAUUGAGACGAAGGACGACCCAACAGUACAGACCCACAUGGAAAAGGGGUUCGUAAAUCCUGAUAAUGGCCAGUUGCAGUUGGGUCAUGCUCCCUACAGAGAGGAUUUAGCCGACGUCCCAUUCCCUGAAUAGGCCACUCCUAAUUCCAAUCGUCGCUUUAC
This is a messenger RNA of Neltuma alba, 1652 nucleotides long. RefSeq names its product metal transporter Nramp5-like. NCBI's taxonomy places the organism in Eukaryota, Viridiplantae, Streptophyta, Magnoliopsida, Fabales, Fabaceae. Gene Ontology annotation, molecular function: cadmium ion transmembrane transporter activity; manganese ion transmembrane transporter activity. Gene Ontology annotation, cellular component: plasma membrane. The record is from RefSeq and is a predicted model, not a curated record. Gene Ontology annotation, biological process: manganese ion transport; iron ion transmembrane transport.